Molecule: messenger RNA, 515 nt
Organism: Dendroctonus ponderosae (mountain pine beetle)
Lineage: Eukaryota; Metazoa; Arthropoda; Insecta; Coleoptera; Curculionidae
Product: argininosuccinate lyase-like
Cellular component (GO): cytosol
Molecular function (GO): argininosuccinate lyase activity
Source: RefSeq, a predicted model, not a curated record
GAGAGCCAAAAGCUAUGGGGAGGAAGAUUCGUGAAGCCCACAGAUCCCAAGCUGGAGAAGCUGAACUGUUCGCUCGCCGUGGACAAACGCAUGUAUGCUGAAGACAUCGAGGGCAGCAAAGCGUACGCUCAUGCCUUGCAAAACAUCAAUUUGCUCACGGAGGACGAGGAGGCGCAGAUCUGCCAGGGUCUGGAUAAGAUCAGAAUCGAAUGGGACAACACUGAGUUUGUGACGCUGAGCGAAGACGAAGACAUUCAUAGCUCAAACGAAAGACGUCUGAAGGAGCUGAUCGGCGAGCCGGCCACUAAACUCCAUGUGGGGCGCAGCCGAAACGACCAAGUGGUUACCGACAUGAAGCUGUGGAUGAAAACGAACCUGGCCGUCCUCAGGAAGGCCGUGGAAGAGUUAAUCCACGUCAUCGUCAAGCGAGCGCUGCAGGAAAUCGACGUCAUCAUGCCAGGCUACACUCAUCUGCAGAGGGCGCAGCCCGUUCGAUGGAGCCACUAUUUACUAAG